UGAAUUCAAAUUGGCACCUAGCUUUUUGUAAGUAUUCUGCCACCACAUGUGGCUGAGAGGAGAGAGAGAGAGAGAGAGAGAGAGAGAGAGAGAGAAAUGGCUUCUCUCUCUACACCAUCACUCUCAAAACUGUUGACUUCACUCCGCCUCUUUUCUUUCCCGAGACGGCAAAUUGGAGGUGAUGAAUUCACCGGCAAACGGCGUUUCUCUGCCGGCGUUUCUCUCUCUCAUAAUUUCUCUCCCUCUUGUUGUUUCUCACUGCAGUAGAAACACUCCGCCGCUGAUUUUCAACUUCGGCGACUCUAAUUCAGACACCGGCGGCUUCACCGCCGGCACCGGCCUCGUCGCCGGAUACCCCUACGGCCGCGCAUUCUUCCCCCGCCCAACCGGUCGAGCUUCCGAUGGACGACUGGUCAUCGAUUUCCUCUGUGAAAAUCUGGAUACCCGUUACUUGAGUCCGUAUUUGGAUUCGUUGGAACCCGAUUUCACUAACGGAGUUAAUUUCGCAAUAUGUGGCGCGUGCGCUCUCCCUACAUUUGUUCCUUUCAAUUUGAACAUUCAAAUUCUUCAAUUCAAACUUUUCUACAAUCGUUCGUUGGAGCUUCGCGCCAAAGGUAGGACAAAUUUGGUCGGGGAAGAAGAUUUCAAGAAUGCACUUUACACUUUCGACAUCGGACAAAAUGAUCUAUCGGGCUCAUUUGGUGCCCUUUCGUAUACACAAGUCAUUGAGAAGAUUCCCUCUUUUAUAUUUGAAAUCCGGGAUGCAAUUUCGGCAAUACACCUACUCGGUGGGAAGAAUUUUUGGGUACACAACACAGGGCCGUUGGGUUGUUUACCUCGAGAACUUGCCAUAAGAAGCAAUUUAAAUGCAAGUGAUUUCGAUCAAUACGGAUGCAUAAAGUCCAUGAACGAAGGUGCACAAGCAUUCAACACCAAACUAAAUGCUCUUAUUCAAGAACUACGGUCUGAAUUGGAGGAUUCCACUAUUGUUUAUGUCGAUAUGUACUCUAUCAAGUACGAACUCAUCUCCAAUUCCUCAAAUUACGGUUUCGAGAAUCCAUUAAUGACAUGCUGUGGAUAUGGUGGAGCACCUUACAAUUACGAUUCGGACAGAAAUUGUCUCACCAGUGGAUUUACGGUGUGCGAAGAAGCGACCCCACACAUAAGCUGGGAUGGAACUCAUUAUACGGAGGCUGCUAAUACCAUUUUUGCCUCCAAGAUACUUUCGACCGAUUAUUCCACUCCUCCGUUGGAGUUUAGCUUCUUUUGCAACAAUGCUAGAGUAUCUUCGACUUAGAUUGAUUCUCGAGCUGAUUACGUUUUCUAUUGGUAAUAAAAAUGUUGAAGAAAAGUAUUUUAGUUUUUUUUUUGGAUUUUGUUGUUAUGUAACAUGGAUUGAUAUG
Messenger RNA from Erythranthe guttata (spotted monkey flower), 1403 nucleotides. NCBI's taxonomy places the organism in Eukaryota, Viridiplantae, Streptophyta, Magnoliopsida, Lamiales, Phrymaceae. The record is from RefSeq and is a predicted model, not a curated record.